GGCUGGAGGCUCCACCUUUUGUGUUUCCCGCACAGUCAAUCAAAAUAGGAAAAAAAAAAAAUCCCCGGACCGCUCCGGCCGUGUCCGCCGCCGCUUCCCGCAUCCUCUCCCGCCGCCGCCGCCUUCGCUUCUCACCAUGUGUAAGGCGGCGGGGAGCCCCGCCUGAGCUGUCCUAAACACACUAUGACCGCUCCCGAAAAGCCCGUGAAACAAGAGGAAAUGGCUGCCUUGGACGUGGACAGCGGCGGCGGCGGCGGCGGCGGCGGCCAUGGAGAGUAUCUGCAGCAGCAGCAGCAGCAGCAGCAACAACAGCAGCAGCAGCAGCAGCAGCAGCAGCACGGAAACGGCGCGGCGGCCCAGGACACUCAGCCGUCACCGCUCGCUCUGCUGGCCGCUACCUGCAGCAAGAUAGGGCCGCCAUCGCCGGGCGACGACGACGAGGAGGCGGCCGCCGCCGCCGCCGCCGGGGCCCCCGCCGCCGCCGCCGCCACAGGUGAUUUGGCUUCUGCACAGUUAGGAGGAGCGCCAAACCGAUGGGAGGUUUUGUCAGCCACUCCUACAACUAUAAAAGAUGAAGCUGGUCAUCUAGUACAGAUUCCAGGGGCUGCUACUUCAAGUGGGCAGUAUGUCCUUCCCCUUCAGAAUUUGCAGAAUCAACAGAUAUUUUCAGUUGCACCAGGAUCAGAUUCAUCAAAUGGUACAGUGUCCAAUGUUCAGUAUCAAGUAAUACCACAGAUUCAGUCAACAGAUGCCCAGCAGGUUCAGAUUGGCUUCACAGGCUCCUCAGAUAAUGGGGGUAUAAAUCAAGAAAGCAGUCAAAUUCAGAUCAUUCCUGGCUCUAAUCAAACCUUACUUGCCUCUGGAACACCUCCUGCUAAUAUCCAGAAUCUCAUACCACAGACUGGUCAAGUCCAGGUUCAGGGAGUUGCAAUUGGUGGUUCAUCAUUUCCUGGCCAAACUCAAGUAGUUGCUAAUGUGCCUCUUGGUCUGCCAGGAAAUAUUACCUUUGUACCAAUCAAUAGUGUCGAUCUAGAUUCUUUGGGACUCUCGGGAAGUUCUCAGACAAUGACUGCAGGCAUUAAUGCCGAUGGACAUUUGAUAAACACAGGACAAGCUAUGGAUAGUUCAGACAAUUCAGAAAGGACUGGUGAGCGGGUUUCUCCUGAUGUUAAUGAAACUAAUACAGAUACAGAUUUGUUUGUGCCAACAUCCUCUUCAUCACAGUUGCCUGUUACGAUAGAUAGUACAGGUAUAUUACAACAAAACACAAAUAGCUUGACUACUUCUAGUGGGCAAGUCCAUUCUUCAGAUCUUCAGGGAAAUUAUAUCCAGUCGCCUGUUUCUGAAGAGACACAGGCUCAGAAUAUUCAGGUUUCUACAGCACAGCCUGUUGUACAACAUCUACAACUUCAAGAUUCUCAGCAGCCAACCAGUCAAGCCCAGAUUGUGCAAGGUAUUACACCACAGACAAUCCAUGGUGUGCAAGCCAGUGGUCAAAAUAUAUCUCAACAGGCUUUGCAAAACCUUCAGUUGCAACUGAAUCCUGGAACCUUUUUAAUUCAGGCACAGACAGUGACCCCUUCUGGACAGAUAACCUGGCAAACAUUUCAAGUACAAGGGGUGCAGAACUUGCAGAAUUUGCAAAUACAGAAUACCGCUGCCCAACAAAUAACUUUGACGCCUGUUCAGACACUCACGCUUGGUCAAGUUGCAGCAGGUGGAGCGUUGACUUCAACUCCAGUUAGUCUAAGCACUGGUCAGUUGCCAAAUCUACAGACAGUUACAGUAAAUUCUAUAGAUUCUACUGGUAUACAGCUCCAUCCAGGAGAGAAUGCUGACAGUCCUGCAGAUAUUAGGAUCAAGGAAGAAGAGCCUGAUCCUGAAGAGUGGCAGCUCAGUGGUGAUUCUACAUUGAAUACCAAUGACCUAACACACUUAAGAGUCCAAGUGGUAGAUGAAGAAGGGGACCAACAACAUCAAGAAGGAAAAAGACUUCGGAGGGUAGCGUGCACCUGUCCCAACUGUAAAGAAGGUGGUGGGAGAGGUACCAAUCUUGGGAAGAAGAAGCAACACAUUUGUCAUAUACCAGGAUGUGGUAAAGUCUAUGGGAAAACCUCACAUUUGAGAGCGCAUCUACGUUGGCAUUCUGGGGAGCGCCCUUUUAUUUGUAACUGGAUGUUCUGUGGCAAAAGAUUUACACGAAGUGAUGAAUUACAAAGGCACAGAAGAACACAUACAGGUGAGAAGAAGUUUGUUUGUCCAGAAUGUUCAAAACGUUUUAUGAGAAGUGACCACCUUGCCAAACAUAUUAAAACACAUCAAAAUAAAAAAGUUAUUCACUCUAGCAGUACAGUGCUGGCAUCUGUGGAAGCUGGGAGAGAUGAUACCUUGAUUACUGCAGGAGGAACAACACUUAUCCUUGCAAAUAUUCAACAGGGGUCUGUUUCAGGGAUAGGAACUGUCAAUACCUCUGCCACCAGCAAUCAAGACAUCCUUACCAACACUGAAAUACCUUUACAGCUUGUCACCGUUUCUGGAAAUGAGACAAUGGAGUAAAUAUUACACAAAUA
Molecule: messenger RNA, 2570 nt
Organism: Peromyscus eremicus (cactus mouse)
Lineage: Eukaryota; Metazoa; Chordata; Mammalia; Rodentia; Cricetidae
Gene: Sp3
Product: Sp3 transcription factor
Exons: 7
Coding region: 184-2556 (790 amino acids)
Biological process (GO): regulation of transcription by RNA polymerase II
Molecular function (GO): RNA polymerase II cis-regulatory region sequence-specific DNA binding; DNA-binding transcription factor activity, RNA polymerase II-specific
Source: RefSeq, a predicted model, not a curated record